CAAUUAGGGAGCUUUAAGAAGCAGCAUUUUCAAUUUGCUGUAAAACCUGGAGUGCCCCCUGAUUGGCCAGUUUGUACAUUGAAGUACUUUGUGCCAGAGAGGUUUUUUUUUUCUUCGUCGCUGGCUCCUGUCUGUGUAACCUGAUCCCCCUCGCCCCCCCCCCUCCUGCAGGGAACACGCACCUAAUGCAGCAGAAGAAAGGAAUCACCUGACAUCAGCAAGGAACUCUAACUUCUUACUGACCUGCUGCUUCCCCUGGAACCGUGAACAGAGUUACAUCUCAAGUCCAUCAACAAAAGUAAACAAGACCCAUGUUGCAAGUCGCGUGCAUUUGUAUAAAAAUCAAAAGAAAUAUUUCUGGCAGUUAUCUGCCUUCCAUACAAUAGUCCUCCUAGAAGUACAGUGGGGAUAUACAGCUGGUUCUAUCAGUUGGCUGAUGCUGCAGUUUAAGAUGUUGUUUCCAUUAUUAAAUUGCCUAGUGCUGUUUCAUUUAAUCACAAGAGGGGGUUCCUAUGCAAUUAAAGGCUGUGAAGUCCAUGGGCAGUACAAUCUGAAGGUUCUCUGCUACAACAGAAAUUUAACCAAGGUCCCAACACAGCUUCCACCACUAACCUUUGAGCUUGACCUUUCCCACAACAAUAUCAAGUCCAUAAACAGGAGAGACUUCCAGAAUCUUACGAUCAUUCAGAAACUGAACAUUUCAAACAAUAACAUUGAAUAUAUAGAAAAUGGGACCUUUGCAAAUCUGGCUGCUCUGGAACUGCUCAACCUUACUAGAAACAUGAUUAGUUCUCUGUCCAGAUGCACAUUUGAAGGAUUGCAAAACCUGAGCACUCUUUUACUGGAUAAUAACAAUAUUGUGACCAUAGAGCCCAAGGCUUUAUCACAUUUGUUCAACCUUCAAUCCCUCAGUCUUUCCUUCAACAGUUUUUACAAACUGAAGACUCUGAACCCUGUUUUUCAGCUUGAGAGCCUCAAGGAGAUAAAUAUAGCAAACUGCAGCUUACAAUCAUUCUCCACUGAGGACAUAGUAAAAGUUUCUCCUACCCUUCAUUCAAUCGAUGCAUCCAGAAAUCCAUUUUCAGUCAUCAGUUUCACAACCAAUAUCUUACAGAACCUUACCACCCUGGAUGUAUCUUUCUCUCAGCUGCCCAUCUUAUGGUAUGUUAAAGAAUCUUGCUUCUUGAGUGGGCUGAAAAAGUUAAAUAUUAAAGGGAAUAAUAUAAAACCACCAGCUAUAAUGGGUAUAAUUAAAAAUCUAUCAUGUAGCUCCCUUGAAGAGCUUAACCUAGGUUACUUAAACCUGACAGACUCUGAUAAUCUUAUCCAGGAGCUAUGCCUUAGACACCUGAAACUUCAAACGCUCAAACUUACAGGUAACCAGUAUACAGAAUUCAAAAAAGAUACAUUUCAAAACUGUACUUUUAUAAAAGUGUUAGAUUUAUCUCACAACCGAGUGCAUUGUGCACCAGGGUCUACUUUCCAGCAUCUUACCUCUAUCAGAGAGUUGUCUCUGGCCAAUAACUCACUGGUUGCUCUACCUGACGAUCUCCCUUUAAUGGCCUCCUUGCAAAAGCUGAACCUUAGUUACAACCAUCUUACGGAGGUCAAUUUUAAAAACUCUAGCAGCAAUUUAAAGGAACUUGACUUAUCUGGCAACAAAAUGACAGUUUUUCUUUCCUCCACACAAGGCAACUGGAGUCUGCAAGACCUGAACCUGAGAGAAAAUUACCUUUUAGAUAUUAGUACUUCUUUUGCAUCAAGUCUGUCCAUGCUGCAGAGGCUCACGCUUAGUAAGAAUAAGUUAAGCUCUAUUUCAACCAAUACUUUUCAAAAUUUAACCUUUCUGAAGCAUCUGAAUCUUGCAGACAAUCAGAUAGAGGUGAUAGAUCCUGGUGCCUUUAAUGGUCUCGACAACCUGUACACUUUGAUAAUGGGUAGCAACAAGAUCACGAGGAACACUCUACACAAUAUGACUUUCCAAGGCUUGGGAUCACUCCAUGAGCUACAGCUUUUUGGCAACUAUCUCAACUACGAUUCUUCGAAUUAUCUUGAUAUCGUGCCAUUCUUUCCAUUAAAAUAUUUAAGGAUGAUCACCCUGAACAGUCAAGGUCACAAUGGAAUGCAGAAUCUACCCAUCAACUUCUUUGAAGGUCUGGUGGCAUUAGAAAAGAUCCAUGCAGGCAAUUUAGCCUUGUCUAGCAUUGACUCGAGAACAUUUUCAUACACUCCGCAUUUGAGAGAACUUGAUAUCAGUGAAAAUCCAUUCAAGAGACUUGAUCCAUUUUUGCUAAAAAAUGUACAAUAUCUCACGGAGUUGCAUUUAAGUCAAACUCGUAUCGAAACUCUGGAUUUUCUUAUUCAAUCAAAUAUGACUCAUCUACAGCUUCUCCGUGCAGUAGGUAGCCAGCUGAAUUCAUUUACUGCUCAACAGUAUGCAGCCUUGCCAUCUCUGAGAUUCCUGGACCUCCAAAACAACCCACUGACAUGCAACUGUGACAAUCAGUGGUUUAUAGACUGGGUACACAAUGAUACCAAAACCCAAGUACUGCAUUUCUAUGAAUACACAUGUGCUUAUCCACCUGCCGCCAAGAAUACCAAACUGUCCGCUUUCAACAUUUCUUCCUGUAGGUUAGACUAUACCUUUAUUUUGUUCCUUACAUCAACGCUCUUCAUAAUGACUUUUUUGAUUUCUGCAACGGUCUGGAAUUUUUGGAGAUGGCACUUGAUUUAUGCUUACUACAUUACCCUCGCUUAUGUCUAUAACAGAAAGUGGCAAGGGAAGAAACAGAAAUGUAAGUACGAUGCUUUCAUAUCUUACAACUGCCAUGACGAGAAAUGGGUCUUCAGUCAACUGGUUCCAAAUCUAGAAGGGAGUUAUAACUGGAGGCUUUGUCUUCAUCACAGAGACUUUGAACCAGGCAAAGCUAUCGUUGAAAACAUUGUUGAUGGCAUCUAUAGCAGCAGGAAGACCAUCUGCAUUAUCAGCAGGCACUACCUUGAGAGUGAAUGGUGUUCAAAAGAAAUCCAAUUGGCCAGUUUCCGUCUCUUUGAAGAACAUACAGAUGUUCUGAUUCUGUUGUUUCUGGAGCAAAUUCCAGAUCACCAGCUUUCCCUCUACCACCAGAUAAGGAAACUUAUCAAAAAGAAGACGUACUUAAUAUGGCCACAGGAGAGAAAUGCUACCUGCAUGUUCUGGUAUAGGGUGAAUCAGGCCUUGCAGACUGAAGAAAGAGAAGAAGAUCCAAACUGCCUGAUGUAGGCUCCAUGUCCUUCAUAUAAAUAACUUUGAAGACUUCAAAGUGUAUUCAAUUUCUUUUUAGUCCUGUAUGAUUACAUUUAUGUUUAUUUGUGUAUAAUAGAAUUUAUUAUUGAUAUAUUAGCUAAAAUUGUUCACUAGGGAACUAGUACAGGUAUGGGAUUCAUUAUCCACAAACAUGUUAUCCAGAAAGCUCCAAAUUAUGGGAAGGCCAUCUCCUAUCCUAUAGUCUCCAUUUGAAGCAAAAAAAUCAAAUUUUUAAAAAUAAUUUCUUUUUUUUUCUCUGUAAAAAUAAAACAGUAUCUUAUACUUAAUCCCAACUAAUUAAUCCUUAUUGGAGGCAAAACAAUUAUAUUUGGUUUAAUUAAUGAGGGUUAUUUUGUAUUUUAAUGUUUUAUUAACAUUUCAAACAACCAUGAAAAGGAAGGGGUACAAAAAGGCAGAAGGGGAGGCGGUAAUUAGAAAUGAGAAAUUGGCAGUUCAAAAUCUUCAUUCCAAUGAUUCCAACCAACUACUGCUCACAAGAAAUGGGACAGCUUAAGUAAUUCUCCAUAACUUUCAAUGGCCUUCUGUACCAGGUGAGUGCAGUAAAAGCAUUGCAUCUCCUGUUUGGUACUAGAGGGUAAAGGCAAUUUGCUCUGCCCGCUGUAUUCACUGCGUGAGAUGAACAAGGCCUGAAUAAUUAGCAUGUACAUAUAAUAUGUUUAUAAUCAUCUGUUUCAUUAAAAAUAAACCA
This is a messenger RNA of Xenopus laevis (African clawed frog), 3995 nucleotides long. RefSeq names its product toll-like receptor 13 (gene tlr22.L). The record is from RefSeq and is a predicted model, not a curated record. Bases 437 to 3262 code for a protein of 941 amino acids. The transcript has 2 exons. Lineage: Eukaryota; Metazoa; Chordata; Amphibia; Anura; Pipidae.